Messenger RNA from Xyrichtys novacula (pearly razorfish), 20366 nucleotides. The record is from the annotation of a GenBank genome assembly. NCBI's taxonomy places the organism in Eukaryota, Metazoa, Chordata, Actinopteri, Labriformes, Labridae.
GACUGCCUCCACCAGGAAUGCAGUUGUGUGUGUUCUGCUCUCUCCACAUACUGAAAACUCUCACCCAGGCUCAUCUGUCAGCUUCUCUGCCUGACACAAACUCACACAGGGACAUACAAACACACACACACACACGCUGAUCAGCCAUAUUGAUCAGUUCACAAAGCAAAACAGAAAAAGCCAAAAGCAGACGGCAGAGAAACGUGGGCAGGAGAGGCGAGGAAAACAGCAGAGAUUUUUAUUUUUUGAAAGUUUCUGCAGAAGUUUGAGGCAAACUUUGUCUGAAGCAGUUUUUGGUGACGGUCUCUUGUGGAUUAUAACCGUGGACUGUUUUUUUUAACUUUCAAAAUUUAACUUGAGCUCUUAACGAAGUUACAAAAAGUUUUCCUACUUAGGAUUUUAUUGAUUUUUGUUGUUGUCUUCUCUCUCGGAGAAGCUUAAUCUGUGUUCUUGUAGCUCAAGCUUCUUCCUAGUCAAGUUUUCUGACUUUUUUUACACAUUAUUUUGGCUUGUAUGGUAAAAAAAAUGUAAAACUAAGUCUUCAGAGCGGAUUUGGUGUAAAUACCGGUUGUAAUAAUGCCAGGAUGAUGUUGGAUCUGGAGCCACAGUGACGGCAGAGUGAUCUCUGCUGCAGAUGUUCAUUUGACACCUGACUGCUGAUCUCACCAUGGCCUCUCACUGCAUCACAUAAAAAAGGAGCACAAAGGUAAGAAGCACAAACACACAACCACACACACACAUUGUGUACCCUUGAUCGGGUCUUUCAGUAGUCUCUCUCUUUGACAUGUUUUAUCUCACCUGUAUCAGUUCACCUGUUGUUUGCAUGUUCCUUUUCAAAAACAUUGACGUCUGUGAGUCAGGACCAAAGAGACGAAACUGUGCUUGGGUCAUGUGGUUAGACAGAAUUAUACAGAGGAGUGUCGUCAGCAUAAAUAUGAUAAUUGAUGUAAUUUGAUUGAUGAGAGGAAAUAAAAAAGGCCCUGAGGAACACCAUAUUUAAAAUCAUGUGGUAAGAACUGAAUCAAGCUAAAGUCAGAGAGGGAUCUGUCUCUCAAAAAUCAUAAAUCUUGUUGCUGAAGCAUCAGUAUGAAUUUCAAUAUGAUUCAUGAAUGUUAAAAAACAGCAGCUUUAAGGUAAAAUAUAUGGAGUCCAUCCUAAAUGUAGGCCAAGUUUCAGAUGGGCCUGUUGGAGGAAUCACUGCAGGCGGCUCUGAACAGCUUGUUCAAAAAGUGUCAUGAGAAUUAGAGAUGGACAUGAGAUUUCCUGAAAUCAUGACAUCACCAAAGGGUGAAUUUCCUUCAUAGAGCACAGUGAAGCUGAUUUAAGAUUAACUCAAUGACGACAAUUAUCACAGACUAUCAUACACCGAAAACAGAGAGACACACUAACAUGACUGCAGACUUGACUUGGACUCGACCCUUAGAGACUUGAGGCCAGACUCAGACUCGAGCUUUGGGACUCAUAGGCGGUCUCUGUAUUUUAUAUUUGGUAAAGAAACAGCAUUAGAUAAUAAGAUAAUAAUAAUGAGAGAAACUUAAUUGAUCCCUUAAGGUAUAUUUAAUUGUCUGUAGUCUAAUGUCUGAAAGACGAAGGGAGACCAUGGUGCUGCUGAAGGAGGGGAGCUAAGGGUGACAGGGGUGCAUUCAGGGCUUAUUUAGGGGUGCCCAAGCCCUAAGCCCUUUUCUACACAAAAUCUGAUUUGAACUUUCUGCUAGUUUAAUGGCCGUAAUACACCUCUAACAUUAUUCUCUAUAUGCACAAACACUGUGGUAAACUCACAGAGCAUUUAAAACUGAAGUUUUCUGCUGACAUCUGAUGCUGCUACCAGCUAGUGAUGGGCACUGCAGUUCUUUUAGAUGUACUGAAUCACUAGAAUCAGUUCACUAAAAAGAUUUGUUCCUUUAAACAAAUCAUUUGUGAAAGACAUAACACUACUACCGGCAGCUCUGGAUUUUGUGCUUCAGUUUGUUCUCGACGCUUUGACUUCAUCACAAAACUGUCUGAUAGUUUGAUCUCAAAAUCUUUCUUAAAGUUUAAAAAAGAUUUUCCUCUGUUCAUUUUUCAUCAUGCCUGGCCCCUGCACUCAUGAUUCCACUUUAUCAUCAAUGUCUGAGGUUUUACCUGCAGAAACACCUCCACCCUUCUAUCAGAGGUCCUCAGUCAGAGAGGAUCUCCACAGUCUCAUGUCUCAUCAGGACACAGUGGCUGAGCUCUGCUUUGUAUUUAGGCUGUGAGAAAAACAACUCUGGUAAACAUUUCCUGCCUGGAUCGUCCUUGAGUAAGAGUGAUAGUGAAUCCCCUCCAGCUGCAGUGGGCUGUUCUGUCACUGACAAUGACCUUUGACCUCUGUGUGCAGGGAUCGAUGCGUAUUGAUUAAACCCUGCGAACUCUGAGCUCACUGGUUUAUUUGACUGUCUGAACAAAUAAUAAGCCAGCCAUCGAUCUCCACACACACACACACACACGCACGCACGCACGCACGCACACACACACACGCACACACACACACAGAGCUGAUCAGAGUCCUGCAGCAUUGACGGGUUGUUAAGUAAAAGGCAAAGGAGUGGGAGAGGCAGUAAACUGUUAAACAGUUGCAAACUUCAGAUAUUUGAGCUCUUUAAACAUUGAAUUAUACUUUAAUUACACUUUAAAUUAUUUUUAUUUUGGAUGUUAAAGGAGCUGAAAUUCAGUCUCUGAUAUAAACAGGUCUGUGACUCCAUCUGACAACAUUUAGGUCUGAGUGUAUAUGAUUCAUUAGAAAACAAACCCUGUUGACUUGAUGGUUUGUCAUGCCUCGAUGGCAGCAGUAUCCUUAUAAACCUACAUUCAAGUCAAGUUAACCGUAAACUGAACAUUUUCAUUGGCCCUUAUGGCUGUUUUUCCUUUGGUAAUUUUUACAGACUCAGAAAAGCAGAGUGUGAGGUCCUCCUUACUUUUACUUCCCAAGCCAACCAUUGCUGAGGCUCACUAAUGCAUGAAAUUCUGUCGCUCUGUAUGUUUGAAGUGUUCUACUCAUCCACUAGAGGGUUCCAUUCAGGCCCCAAAUUAACUCCACAAAAAGAAAAAAGGAGCCAAAAUAAACAUGGUGAUGAUAUGGGAGAUAUUAAUAACUUAUUUGUUCAAAAGGAGACAAAAUCACGUCUGUGAGAUCAUGAAAUACUUCAAACAUCGAGAAGGAGAAUUUAGUUUAUUAAAGUUAGUUUUUCAUGCGAUCUGUGGUUCAAACUCUUGGUUUCACCGCUGACAUUAGAUGUUUAAAUCUUAGAAGAAGAGCAGAAAUAUAGAUGAAAUGAACACGGAGCACUAAAAGAGGAGCUCUGUCUGUACUCUGUGAGUGUUUUGAGAAUUAAGCAUAAAUGUCUGUUUUCUUCAGUUUGGUUGAUGCCUGUGGUUUGGCUCUUUUAGUGUUUUUUGAACAUCGUCUUAUCUCUGAUGAAAACUGGUCAGCUAUUAGCCACCAAUUGAAAGUUUGGUACAUCCAAAUCAAAAGAGAGAGGAAAUGAAUAUAUCGUACGGAGCUGACAUGUGCUGAGCUUAUAUUGAGGAUUGAUUUGAUAUGAUUUGUGUGAUAAGGAGUUUUCAGCUGUUAAGAAUUUAUUACUGCUGAUACAAAGAAGAUAUUAAGACUUUCACUGUCUUUAUAGCCAUUCAGGGUUAAUAUUAAAGAGACAUACAACCAUUUGUGCAUGACUAUUAGCACUUUAGAGUGCCCAGUAAACCCUGAUGAGUACCUGUGUACCCAAAGAGAAUCCACAUGUGCACAAGGUGCCCAUCCCACCCCACAGAGAAAGGAUUAGAUCUGCGCCAACACAGAACCCCGUAUUUUUUGUUAUAGCUGGUAAAAUUCAGAUUUCCUGCACAGUUUUGAGCAAAGCAGCUACACCUGUUUAGAUAUAUGUGUAUUCAGAGCUCUGAAGUACUGAACAAACCAAACUGGGAAUCAUCUCCAGGGAGAAACACACCAAAAUGAAAAAAGACAGAAAAGCUCUCAAGCCUCAGAUUGAGGUAUUAAUGUCUGCAGCCUGACAGAAUAUCUGUAAGCAUCCUCACAGUGAUUAUCUUUGAGUCGUUUGAUGUUGGCUGGUUGCUGAGGUGGUGGGAGUGUCUCUGCUCUACUCUCUGUGAAGUCUGAAUACUUCACAUUACAGCCCCGUCACUCCUGAACCGCCUGUCAGUCCAGUCUCACCUCAGCACUCACCUGGUCUCUACUGUCAGAGAGAAAAAUCAUUCUCCAGUUUUCACCAUGUUAACUGGAGGCAGGUGUAUUAGCCAACAUAUACUGUCUGUCUGUGAGAAACCUUUUACCUGUGUUUUCCAGUCAUAAACAGGUAAAAGUCCUGAACAGAAACAUCUUAAUUGGGAUAUAUAUUUAACUCAGCACUGUACCCAUGAGUCUGUAGAGGAGUGUGUUGUUAAUUUAUAAGGAAUCAAAACCAUUUUCAUUAACAAGAACAUGAAUCAGCACAUCUGAAACAAAUCUAAGAUUUGGGAAUUUCAGUGAAAAUAAAAAAAUAUUUAAAAAAGCAAAAAUACACAGAUAUAACAGAUUUAAAAAGACAGGUCCAUUUCUACACAUUUGAUGUAUGUUAUUAUUUAUUAACUUGAUCCUUAAAACAAAAGACUGAAAAAGAAAAAUCCUGAAAACAUGUUGUGCUCCUCUGCUGACUGGCUGCAGUGAUAUAGUUCCUCAAUCCGACCCCCUCCAUGUAAGCAGAUGGGUUAUAACUGAAUCAUGCAAUGAGGGAACCAUAUUUUACAUAACCUCUCUGCUUUGAGUCCACUUAAGAUGGUCGAGGCAAAGUGAAACACUGUCUUGUAUGACAACUCAAAGUCUGAUGAUCUUUUUGGAAUCAUAGACACUGCGUCCUCUUCUCUGAAGAGUAAAGGGUCCAUCUGCCUUGUUCUCAGCUCCCAGUUCAAAUCCAGCAUCCCUGAUGGUAUGGGGAUCAUCAAAGUCUAUGUCAUCGGUAUCUUUCACAUCUGUAAAGGCUCCAUUAAUGCUGAACAAUAUCUACAGCUUUAGGAGCAACAUCUGCUGCCAUCCAGACAAAGACUUUUUCAGAGAAGACCUUCAUAUUUCAGCAAGACAAUGACAAACCACAUUCUGACAACAGGAAUUACAACAGCAUGGCUCUGGAGGAGAAGAGUCCUGCUGAGAAACUGGACUGUCUGCAGUCCUGACUUGUCCCCCAUUGAAACAUUUGAAUCAUCAUGACACCAAACAAUACAAAAUUCCCAGUUUCAACCUUUGAUGUGUCCUUGCACCGUUCUCCAUCAGUUACAGACUUUCAAUUAUCUAAAAACCAUCUGAAUCUGUUUAAAUCAGCAUGAAGACAUAUUUGCAGUUGGGUGAGUACAAAUAAUCUAAAAUUAAACCAAAGUCUGUUUAAUAAAAGCUACAGUAUGGAUGAGAGUAUGACAUAACAGCUUCAUCUUUGGAGAACAGACUGUGUUUGUUGAGAGUCUGGCAUUGCAACAUCAGAACUUCUGACCAAAACCUCUGAGUAUGGACUGCAACUAUGUCUGAGCUUGACAUACCAAUGAGCUGUUUGCAUAAAUCAAAACCUUCCAUAAAUGAUCAGACAGGUCUGCAGCACCCAGAGCCACACCUCAUGACUCAGCCAGACGAACAAGACCUGCUCUGUUUUAAUCACACCCUGAUUAAUAUGUGUUUGUGAGUGUGUUUGAUUAUGUUGGUGUUGAUGGAAAGGAGACUGGUGUCAGUGUUAAUGGCUGUGUUAGCAAAUAAAAUGUUACGUUCAUUUCAUGUAAAAAGAUUUAGGAGAAAGAAAGUGUUUGACAAGAAACAGCUAUUAUUGGCUCUCUUUUGAUAAAUACUGUAUUAAUGAAAUGAACUACCUGAUAAUCUGGAGGCUCAUCAUUUAUUCAUUAGUCCUGUAAUCAUGGGAGUUUCUGAAACAGGAAGUCAUGUUUAUUGCAGGUGAAUGAUAUAUAAUUUUUUUUCCUUCAGUCAACACUUCUGGUGAAGUCCACACUGUAAAAAUGGCGAAUCGGUUAAAGCAGCCUGAGGGGCAGAGCCUGUCCUCCUUGUUUUCCUGCUGCUUUAACGGAAGUGACCAACCAGAGAUCACCCACAUCCACCAUGUCAACACUUCAGCAGUCCUGGAGUCCAUCCUGCCCAUGCCGCCCCCUCAGGAGCUGGACUCCAUGUUCUCCGAGCUGGUGGUGAGUACCAGACCAGAAUCAGAGGACCUAUAUUGAAAUGUGGACUGUGUCAAUAAUGGAUGCUGUCACAGUGAUGUCCCCCACUGGUUUGAGUGACUCUAGCAACAGGGAAAGAGGUGAGACAGAUGCUAAAAUGUAUGCCCAUUAACUACCAAGACAGAUGUGUCAUUUGUGAACUUCUCACUGAGUAAUCGUUAAUCUUUAAAGAAAAAAUGAAAUAUAGAAACAAGACAGUAUUUCAUUCUAGGCUGUAAACAGGUUUACCUAUGCUGUUCAGUGUAACGAGGGACCCAAUGAGGACUAACUCACUCCUGGGGCCCCCCUCCAGUGGUCACUCUUGGAACUGCAGUUUUUAUGCUUCUAUUUCACAUGUUAUUUUUUCUCACUGACAAGUCUUCACUUUCAUUAAAUACAUCCUUUCGAUAUCUUAUCACCCACCCUCUCUCUCCUCCCUUCUGUUUCAGGAUGAACUGGACCUGACGGAGGAGCACAGAGCCGCCAUGUUUGCUCUGCCUGCAGAGAAAAAAUGGCAGAUCUACUGUAGCAAGAAAAUGGUGAGAAACUACAGCAACAUAUCUUCAGGUCCCACAAGUUUUUAUUUUCUGGAUUACCUAUGUCACAUUAAAGCACCUAAUUCUAAUGCUAAUUCUUAAGCAAAAUUGGCCAGUGUCUUGUCAAGUAUAACCAUGUUCUGUGUUUUAUGUGUUUUCUUCAUUGACCCCAGCAUGGCUCUAUUCCUACACCAAAACUUUAUUUCCUGGCAAAAGUAGGCAUUACAACUUCCCUGAAGUUCAAAAACAAAGAUCAGAUCCAGGAGAGUGUUAAAGGCACAGUGUGUACAAGUGGAAAUAUGUAGUGACAUCAUGCUGUCAGAUUGUAGAGUCAAAUGCUCCCUUGCUCACCCCUCCCAUUAACAAUACUUAGGAAUACUGGAAUCCAUUUCUCCCAGUUCUGUUCAGCAAAAGGCUGCUAAAUUCUAGAGAUGGCACUUUUAAAGCUGCUGUGAGGAACUUCCUGCUCAUUUUUAUUUUGGUGCCCCCUGUGGACAAACAGAUACCUUGAUUAUGUAUUUGUUGUGUAAUCAUUUCCUAUUAUUAGUCCUUUUUUUAAAAAAAGUAUUAAAUGUCUUGUUUUCCUCUGUUUGUCAUAAAAAAGGCAUUUCUGUUGAUUUCAGUGUGUUUCAUAACCAUCAAAAAUUAAUUAUAGCAGCUUUAAACUUAAAAAUGACAUGGAUCUUAGAUUGAAUUGAUUUAGCCUUCAGGCUUGUUUGUUUAGUAUUUUUAUUUGUGUGAGUGUAUAACCAAACCCUGACUUGUGUGUGUUUUUGUGUAUUUGGUGCAUUAAAGGAGGCGGAGGAGAAUAAAGGAGCGACCAGGUGGCCAGAGUAUUACAUAGACCAGCUCAGGACCAUGGCUGCCGUGAGUACCUCUUUCUAACAUCAUCCUGAUGUCACUCUUUGUUCACACACAGAAACACAAAUAUUAAGAAAACUAAAAACUAAACAAGCAAACAAACACGCAAGCUCUCUGGGGCCUAUUCUACAAAGCAGGAUAACUGCUUAGCGAGGUAACUUCGAGGGUAAGUUCGGGAUUUCCUGUUCUACGACGCAGGUUCACUUCUUAGCGAGGCGAGUUUCCAUGGCAACGUACGCUGAACGGUUCCAGAUUGAACACACUGGGUAUAAAAACCCUGCCCACUGACCAAUGAGCUCUCUCGAAAAAUGGCUUGUCCUAGACCUCGGUGCUCGCAUUGUCCAAGGAGCACUUGGGCGCGAGAGUUUUCAGGGACCACACGGACCCACUUACUUUUCCGAAUGACCACCUUUAAGAAAGGCUCAUAUGACCUACAUAUCACACAAAACAUGUAAACACCAUAGGAAUGAACAAAUGAAUGAAAUUAUCUUGGAAAUGAAUUAGACAUGUCUGGUGCAUGUUAAAAGCGCAUGUUGAACAGUGCUAUUUCAGGGUGAUAAUGGCAUCAAAGAUUUUUUGCGCACUAUACUUAUGCAUUGAGACUGUCUGCAAUUUUCUGCCAGCAUUCCUUCCGUGCUUUUGCAGCGGCGACGGUGUUACUUUUGAGGUUUAUGAUAGAUUUGAAUUCUUCAUACUUUCUCAUGAUCGUCUCCUGCUCCUUGUUUGUAAAAUACGCGGUUCUUCGCUCUCCGGCCUGGUCCAUGUUCGCGAUUGGUCAGAUGUGGCGGGCUCCGCCUUGCAUGCGUGCAUGUGCUCAUAGCAAAGCUGGAUCCACUUACGAGUUUGAUAACCAGUGUCGUAAGACCGUUUAGUGAGACCGCUGGCUACCGCGCUAAGUUAAGCAAGGUAGCUCCAAGGCUACUUCGCUAAGUCGAACUUCCUUCGUAGAAUAGGCCCCUGGUCUGUCUGGAAACUCCAAUGAAAGUUUUUGACCCUGAUGAAAGGGUUGCUGCUGGUUAAAAAUCUGUAUAUUUCUAUUUAUGAACAGCUGUAUUUCUGUGAGGAUCAUUCUGAUGAUGCCUAAAAUAGCGACCAAAGCAUGACAAUUUUCAUUAGGCUUCUCUGUGUUAUUACUUUUUUUUCGGGGGGGGGGGGGUCUUUAAGUUAAGGCAGCCCCAAUAAUAAGACAUGAUGAGGUCAUUUCACAAAUCCCCGAUCAACAGAGAUAAUUAGGAAAAAGGUCAGUGCAUAUAAAGUUAAAAAACAUAUUUUAUGGUCUUUCAGCUAACAUCAGAACACAGCUAACAUUGGCUUUCAGCCACUUUCUAGCAAACUGUUUUAAAUCACAGGUAUGAUGGAAAAGUGAAAACUUAACAUAAGCAAAAUUAUAAUUUUAUAAAUGAAUGCAUUUGAAACGCUAACAUUAAUGCUACUACCACUUAAAUGAGGUUAGCCAGGCAAUGGAAAGACGGUGUUGUAAAAUUGGCGACUGUCGGCCUGUUACUAUGACAUUACACCUGUAGUCAUACAGCCAUCUUAGGGAAUAUGAUCAUUCAUAGAUAUGAAUUGUAGAUACGCCAUGCCCUUUCGAGCUGUGACAAAAAAUAAAUGUUCUAAUCAUUAUAUGAUAUCCAUGACUGCUACAGCCUGCUAGAGUAUCAAGUCCUCUUUAUACAGUAUAUCUGUGUGAGCAUCAUUCUGGUGAGAAGUCUGAUUUAUGAAUCAAGAAACAGGAGAAUGCCAACAUUCAGAGAAAAGGCUUUAAAGUAGAACAGCGACUAGGUUGAUGGAAAAAAAAAACAGACCUUAAACACUGAGUUGUAGCUAAAAUGUAAAACAGACCCCAACUUUAAUAUUAUCAUACACUAAGUAUUCAUCCUUUAAAUAAUCAUUUUGUUGGCUCAGACAAACUGUGAGGACAGAAAGUCUUUAGUGUGGGUCACAGUGGAGACUGUACCUCCUGUUGUUCGUCAAAUCAAUAAGGUUACCUAAAGUGUUGUUGUGUUGUUGUUUAAUUGUUGUUUUUAGCCUCUGUGAGGCACUUUGAAAUACACCUUUUUGUCUGAAAAUUUCCAUACAAAUGAAGUUGAAUUUGAAUUUGAAAGCUAGACUUUUUAUGAAAAGAUUUACUGAAUUCUCCUCUCCUACUGUGUAAACAGCCUCAUAAUGUUCUAAUAAGCACCACUUUGUCUCCCUGUUCUCUCAGAGGAGGACACUGCUGACCCUAGAAGAUGAAGACGAGCAGGGGAGACAUAAGAUAGUUGAAGGCUUGAAGACAGCACUGAGGACUCAGCCAAUGAGGUCAAUUUCCUCUCCAACACAUGGUAUCUUUGUUAAGGUAGACUAACUCUGACCUGCUGCUCUUGCCUGGUUUCCUGUAGGUUUGUGACACGGUUCAUUGAGCUGGACGGUCUCUCUUGCAUCCUGAACUUCCUGAGGACAAUGGACUAUGAGACAUCUGAGUCUCAGGUCCACACGUCACUGAUUGGCUGCAUCAAAGCUCUGAUGAACAACUCUCAGGGCAGAGCUCAUGUGCUGGGACACUGUGAGAGUAUUAACAUCAUCGCACAGAGUCUGGCCACAGAGAACAUCAAGACAAAGGUGCACAAGGAACACUAAAACACCCCUGAACUGUUACAUCUGAAGUUUGUUAAAGAGAGGGAGUAAAUACACACAAGAACAUCAAGGAACGACCCACUCUCUGCCAGCACUGUCAAUCAGCUCUUCUGUCUGAUUUGAAUCCCUGAGACAUUUCUCCUACUGAUUUCUCCCUCUUCAGAUCGCAGUGUUGGAGAUCCUCGGUGCUGUGUGUUUGGUUCCUGGAGGUCACAAGAAAGUCCUGGAGGCGAUGCUGCACUACCAGAAGUUUGCAGCAGAGAGAACUCGCUUUCAGGUCAGCUCCAGGUUUUUAUGUCUGCAAACUUAGAAAGAUUAAAUAAGAUUGAAUAUAAAUAACACAGAAAGUCCAUGAAUGUCAAAAGCAAUAAAAUUCAAAAGAAAGCCUGAAAAUCUGAGAACAUGUUGCAUACAACACAUAAACAAAACCCACAGUUCAGGUGCUCUUGAAAAAAGUGUCAAAGGCCUGAGGUUUGUCUUUGAGUGCUCUGACUGAAGUCCUGCGAAAGUUCAAAAGUUUUCAUUGGUUCAGGGCAGAUCCCAUAACAAUGUUUCAUAUAUAAUAAUAUAAAGGUAAAUAUUUUCUGUCCAUUGUGCAGACUCUGGUGACAGAUUUGGACAGAUCAACCGGUCGCUACAGAGAUGAAGUGAAUCUGAAGACGGCAAUCAUGUCCUUCAUCAAUGCUGUGCUAAGCAAAGGAGCAGGAGAGGCGAGUCCAUCUUUUCUUCUCUGAAGUUUUGGCUUUUACCUGGUUAAUUUUAACAGGUUUUAUUUCUAUAUUACAGCUUUUCCUCUAUGCUUAACCUGACAGGGUCACGUUUGUGUUUUCAGACCAGUCUAGAGUUCAGGACACAUCUGCGUUAUGAGUUUCUGAUGUUGGGCAUUCAGCCGGUGAUCGACAAACUACACUCUCAUGAAAACGCCACACUGGACCGGUACAUUAACAAACAUCAUUUCCUCAUGACAGAAAUUUUAAAAAAGGUGACUUGAACUUUUCUGUGUUCAGUUUCUUCAUCUAACUUUGUUGUUUGCAGACAUCUGGACUUCUUUGAGAUGUUGAGGAAUGAAGACGAGCUCCUGAUGUCCAAAAAGUUUGAUGCUGUGAGUCUUUAGACAAAUUUUAUACCUUAAUAUUUUUUUACACUUUUUAAAUGGGGUAGCUGGUUACACAUGGUCGUAGUUUCACAUAUUCAUAGAUCAUAGAAACUUUUGAGUUUAGUCUGGUAAACUGUUAAAGUUUGCUGCUGAGAAACUGGAACAAAGGCAGGGAAAUCCUUGGGACCAAAGUCACAAAAAGUUAUUGAUCGUGUCCCUUACAGAUUACUACCGCCCCAACAGCAUGAUUUCAUCUAUUAGUUGAAACCAUUGGAGGAAGUGCUGUAUGUUCUGGUGUCCCAUAAAACAAACAAACAGCAGCUUAUUUCUGUAACUUCACAUUUUGAUGCUAAACAGUGUUAAAAAUGUGUGAGACAUGACAGAUUUGUUUUUGUUUGAUUUUUCAGGUCCACGUAGAAACCAAGAGUGCAAGUCAGAUGUUUGAGCUGAUCCAAAAGAAGCUGAAGCACAGUGAAGCGUACCCUCACCUCCUGUCUGCCCUGCAACACUGUCUCAUGAUGCCCUGUAAGACUCUGAGCGCACCUCAGAACUGAACCUACCUGGUUUUGACUUUUCUGUGUGCAGGGGUGCACUCAGGAUGGUUGAGGGACACCAUAGAUUAUAAGAGCACCUGCUGUAUAACGCAGAAAACACAUGCAUGACAACCACACACAUAGUCAAAUGGGAACACCUAUUUGGCACUUUGUUGAUAUUUAAUCCUCUAAAGAAGAAACCAGGGGGCACCUUGUUUACAUCUCAUGUACUGCAAGAGCAAACAGAAGGCACUUUCUUUCCGCAAAACUACAGGAAGAGUGACUAGGGGCUACUUUGUUCAUAUUUGAUCCAAUAGAAAAGCAACCAUUGGUCAUCUUAUUUACUCUUUACACUCUCAGAGAAGGGUAUUAAGAGGGCACUUGUUUACAUUUUAUAUGCUAAAUGUAUUUAGGGGACAUUUCAUUUGUUAAAAAAGCAAACACAACAGACAGUUUAUCUGCUGGAAGGGUAAUCAGAGGACACUUAGUAUACAUGCAAUGCACUGAAAGGGCAGACCGAGGAGCACUUUGUUUACAUUUUAGUCACUAAAUGAGCAACCAGAGGGCAUGUUCUUCACAUUUGUAUGCAGAAAAUGAAGCAGAGGGUACUCUGUUUACAUUUUUUUUUAAAUGCAACCCUUCUCCUGGGCUCUUCUGACAUUUUAUCCAACAAAAGCACAGCCAGAGGUCACGUUGUUUGCAUUUCAUAUGUUUAACAUACAGUACCUCUGCAAAGUUUUUUUCUUACAUGAAUUUUGGGUGUGUUUGCAGACAAACAGAGCAGCACCACUCUUCAGUACUGGGUUCUGUUGGACCGGAUCAUCCAGCAGCUAGUUCUGCAGACAGAUAAAGGUGAAAACCCUGAUGUGGCCCCGUUGGAGGACUUCAAUGUGAAAAAUAUUGUCCGCAUGUGAGUUUCUGAAGUUUCUGACUCUGUGUUGCUUCAAUAAAAACUAAAUUUAAACUGCAGCACUGUGCUCUGUGGUACAAGAAAGUUCAUGAUUUAAAGCUCCUGUGAGGAACUUUUAGAUGACACUAGACCAUAAAUAUCUGCUGAUUUUGAGCCAUAAGUAUAUAAAAUGUAUGCAAAAAAAAGGUUUAUUUCAGUCCAGUAAAAUUCACUGCCUUGUGCUGCAGCAGCUUUAACAGUUACAGUAGCAGAGACAGUGGUAGAAAUGAAGCAGAUCCUAACUGUAAAUCUUUUGUCUCUUUUGUCCUCAGGCUGGUGAAAGAGAAUGAGGUGAAAAAAUGGAAAGAAGAAGCUGAUCAAAUGAGAAAAGGUAAUAUAUAUAUAUAUAUAUAUAUAUAUAUAUAUAUAUAUAUAUAUAUAUAUGUAUAUAUAUAUAUAUAUAUAUAUUUAUUUAUAUUGAUUGGGGGAUUUUUCUGCUUAAUAUAAUAUUUGGAAUUAAAAAUCAUUGCAGUGAGGAAACCUUUCAGGCCAGAAGGAAACCCAAACUCUGAUCCAGAUGGUUAUUUUGAUGGUUUACUUUUCAAAAAUAAAACUAAAGAGUUAUACAAGGAUUAUUUUACAGCUAGUUUAUCGAACUGGUGUAAAUAUGCAGCACAAGUAUUGUGUGUAAAAUAUAAUGUGUCUAUUUGAUAUAAGGGGUGCACAGAGGAACUAAAACUCUCUUUAAAUUAAGCAGGAUGCUGUCAAGAGCAUGUAGUAUUGGGGCAGUAUUGCCCCUUGUGGCUGAGGAAAGUAUUACAAUAACACGUUAAACCAGCUUAGCAAAAUUGAGUUAGAACUCAUCUAUAAUUUCUUACAUGUGACUCUGAAUUUUGAGGUUUCACUUUUUGAUUAAGUUAUUAUUUCUUUCUUGAUUUUAAGUCAAAACUUAAGAUAAUCCAGCCCUUUAGAGAAUAAAUCCCUUGUUUCCUCCCUCAUUUGCUUUGUUUAACCUCCAUGCUGCAGGUUAUGGCAUACGCCAACAUGCAGAAAGGAACAAAUGUUAAUGGUACCCUGCUCUGCUCCGUCACUAACCAGUCAUCACUCUGCAGCUAAGCCAUUUGUCUUUGUCCCACCAUUCCUCCUCUGCAGAGCAUCAGAACUUGCAGCAGCGUUUUGAGAAGAAGGAGAGAGAGUGUGAGGCCAAGAACAAGGAGAAAGAUGACAUGAUGGCGAUGCUGAGCAAAAUGAAGGACAAACUGGAGCGAGAGGGCAAAGACCUCAAGAGCGCAAAGCAACAAGUGACAGAGCUGUCGGCUCGCCUGCAGCAGCAGCUCAGCGCCGUACGUCGAACAGACUCACGUUCAUUCAUCUGUGUCAGUCAGAGUGAUCAUAAAUAUGAAUAGUCCUGUUUUUGCUCUUCUUCUCAGAGCUCAGGUGUUCCAGGUGGACCUCCUGUUCCUUCAGGUGGAUUAGUGCCAUCUGGUUCGAUCUCCUCCAUCAUUUCUCCUCCUCCUCCGCCUCCUCCUCCUCCCCCACCUCCUCCUCCAGGAGGCCCGCCAGCUUUCGGCAUGGCUCCAUUCGCUCCCCCUCUUCCUCCUGGAGCUCCUCUUGGAAAUGUGCAGAGGAAGAAUAUCCCUCGACCGUCAAAUCCUCUGAAGUCCUUCAACUGGAGCAAACUUCCUGAUGUAUGCUAAGACCUAUCAAAUUAUUUAACUCUUAUACAGAACUAACCCCCACUGUGCUGCUCAUACUGUAGAUCAGUAAUUUAAGAGGAAAUAAAUAAGAGCCACCAAUGAAAACAGAGCCCAGUGGAAAAAAAAAAAAUAAAAACCUGAUGCAAAGUUUGUUUUUUCAGAAAAAAGUCGAGGGAACCAUCUGGAGAGACAUCGAUGACCUGAAGGUGUUCAAGGUUCUGGAUCUGGAGGAGCUGCAGAGGAUUUUCUCAGCCUACCAGAAACCACAGGUGAAAAAUCACAGGUGAAAAAUCACACACACUCACACACACACACACACACACACACACACACACACACACACACACACACACCUGUUCCAUUUAUCUUUGUGUUUAAAGUGUCAUUUCACUUUUAAAAAAUUUAAUUCAAACCAACAGAAGGACACUGAAGAUGAUCACUCUGUCGCAAAGAAAGUCAAGGAGCUGUCAGUGAUCGACGGACGUCGAGCACAGAACUGUAACAUCCUGCUCUCACGGUCAGUGUGUGUGUGUGUGUGUGUGUGGCUAUGUGACUGUCCUGUGCUUACAUCAUUCACUUAUAACUACUGAGUUGACAAAAUUACAUCUUUAUUCCAGGCUGAAGCUGAGCAACGAUGAGAUCCGACAUGCGAUCCUGUCAAUGGAUGAACAGGAAGAUUUACCCAAAGACAUGCUGGAGCAGGUGAGAAAAUAAAAACUAGGGGUAUGAUGAUACACUCAGCUCAGGAGAAGGGUGGAGAUGUUAUAAACAAGAAUGAGGUGUUUGUUUGGGGAGCUGGAAUGAUGAAAUCCACAACUACAAAAACCUGUCUGUCUGUCAAACUAAAGUCAGAAAAACAAAAUAAAGCAAAUCCAUUUAGAUGUGUUUGAACCUGUCACUAUCUGGUUUGAAUGCCACGUCAAAUGAACCUUUAAAACUUUUCCACCUUUCAGCUGUUAGAUUUUAAGUUACAAUCUGAGAAACGAUAUGGAAACAUUUUUAAACCUCACCUGAUUCACAUCUCAUCUAUGUUUCAAACAUUCUCCAGAUUCCCUGAUAUGUAUGUAUUCUAAUAUUUGAUUCAUAAACAGAAACAUGGGCUGUUUCAAUGCACUUAUCGUAAUGACUGGAAUAUAGGUGCACUUAUUUUUUUCCUGCAGCUGGUUUGACUGACUGUGAAUGUGAACACGUGAAUAUGUGAUCAUGCACUAAUGAUAUUUGUGUGUUUAUGUUUGUGUGUGAAGCUGCUGAAGUUUGUCCCUGAGAAGAGUGACAUCGAGCUGUUAGAGGAACACAAACACGAGCUGGACCGGAUGGCCAAAGCAGAUCGUUUCCUCUAUGAUAUGAGCAGGUGUGCCAAAUUCUGACUCUCAUGGUUUGUAAAGCACUUUGUCAUGAUGGUUUGAUCAAGUGCAUGAAAAAUACCCUAUAUUUUUCUGCAUUAACAGAAUUAUCAUUACCUUGUAGCUUCAUCAAACAGGGAUUUAGGUUUUGUUUACUCUCUGUCUCUCUACCUCUGCAGAGAUGUUUUGCACCAUCAGUCCUCUCACAGUCUGUCUGUUUUCUGUCCUCCAGUAUUAACCACUACCAGCAGCGACUACAGUCCCUCUACUUCAAGAAGAAGUUUGCAGAGCGAGUGGCCGAGGUCAAACCCAAAAUUAAAGGUGAGGCUUUAUAUCCUAAAAAGUUCUAGAGAAACAGAGUUUAACUUCAUCUUAACUGAUGAUCUUUGUGUCUGGGGUCUCAGCUCUGAGUAUGGCGUCCAGGGAGGUGCUUCAGAGUCAGACCCUGCGUCAGCUCCUAGAGGUUGUCCUGGCCUUGGGAAACUUCAUGAACAAAGGACAGCGUGGAAACGCUUAUGGAUUUAAAGUGUCCAGUCUCAACAAGAUCGCAGACACCAAGUCCAGCACCGACAAGUGAGCACAGAUUUCUGCGUGGUUUCAGAGGAGUGUUUGUAGCAGAUCUUUGUCUGAGAAGCCAGAGAGAAGAGACAGUUUUAAAUUUGUGUGUGUGUGUGUGUGUGUGUGUGUGUGUGUGUGUGUGUGUGUGUGUGUGUGUGUGUGUGUGUGUGUGUGUGUGCGUGUGCGUGUGCGCGCGCGUGUGUGUGUGUUGUGUUUGCAGACACAUCACUCUGCUGCACUACAUGAUCACAGUGCUGGAGAAGAAGUAUCCGAGGGUGAUGUUAUUCAGCCAGGAGCUACAGAACGUGCCAGAAGCUGCUAAAGUCAAGUAAGAGCAGUCACACACUUUUGGUGCAAAUAAUCCAUGUUUGACAGAGGCGACAUAUACAAGCUGAAGUUUGAUUUGUUUCUCUCACCUCUCUAACUGAAAGGAUUGUUCUUUGGAUUUGAACCAAUCUGUCAGAGCUCAGUUGUUGCAGAUUCAAAUGUCAUUAUUUGACUAUGUAGAUGUUCAAAGGAGAAUACAAACUAACUUUGAGCUACUGGGGCAGCAGUAGCUCAAGAAGUAGAGUGUUUGUCCAAUAACUGGAAGGCUGGCUGUUCGAGUCCCCCCUAUCCUUUGCCUACCUUGCUCCCAGUGUGUGUCCUGAUUGUGAGUGAUGUUUGGUGGUGGUUGGAGAGGCUGUAGGCGCAAACUGGCAGCCAUGUUCUGUCAGUCUUCCCCAGGGCAGUUGUGACUACUAAGGCAGUUUACCACCACCAGGGUGUGAGGAAAUGAAUGAUGUAUCCAAUGUAAAGCGCUUUGAGGGUCCCUGAUAAAGCACUAUUUGAAAUCCGAUGCACUGUCAUUAUUAAUAUUUGAAAACCGGUUCAAGAUGAGCCACUUCUAACAAAUACAUCAUUUCCCUUUUCCUUUUGCAGGGCCCAUAUUGAAGCCCUGCACUUAGUCUCAUCCAUAAGAUAUUGACGUGACACAUGCCGAGACUUUGUCAGUGCAAACGACAAAAGAGUCUAGGAGUCCAAACUGCUGUUGUAUAUUGUUACAUGUUUAUCAUUAAAAUCAGUUUGAUUGAUGUUUAUGAAAUGUCUUAACUAGAUUCUAGCAGGAAAUAUCUGCUUCAGUCUCAAAACUCAGAAAUGGUCACAUACAAAUGUGAAACUGUAAAGCAUUUAUUUGGAGGCAGCAAAACCGACAGUUUUACCGUGCUCAGAAAAAGGUUCAAUGUUCUACCUGAAAACAAAAAGGGACAGAUUAUUAAAAAAGAUAUAAAGUGUAUUUGGAGAGGAGAUUAUAAUCCAUAAAUAUCCAUAAUCCAUUUGAAUAAAAAAAAUUAAAUUGUAAUCUUGACAGUAAUAUUACUGGUUGUCUUCCCAGUAUGACAGAAUUGGAGAAGGACAUCGGGAACCUGAGAUCUGGUCUGAAGAGUGUGGAGGAGGUAAGCGAGCUCAGUGAAAAUUUGAUCACUUUGACCUCUGAGGCAAAACGUGUGUCAGAUAUUUACUUAUUUCAAAAAAGCAGCAUCUUUAACCAUGUGUUUCUGUACGGUCUGCAGGAGCUGAAGUACCAGCAGGCUCAGUCCUCCACUGGGUCAGAUAAGUUUGUCCCUGUGGUCAGUCAGUUCAUCACCGUGGCGUCUUUUAGCUUCUCGGAGGUCGAGGAGUCACUCAGCGAGGCAAAAGAGGUGGUGAGUGGACAAAAAGUAACUUUGAUUUACUUUUAUUUCUGUUCUGGUUCAACUCCUUGUCAAAAGGUUAGGAAACUAAGGUGUCUGCAGAGUUGAUAUGCAGAGUGUGGCUAAGUCUAGCAGAGCGUGCACCACCAGUCUUCAGCUUAACGUCCGCAUGCAGCCAGUACAGCCCGUUUCACUGGGUCUACUGCAUGUAGACACCAUUGAUAAGAGAGAAUUAACUGACCAUUUAAACUCCUAAAACCGCUGUGUCUUCGGUUUCAGUUUGAGAAAACACUAAGACACUUUGGAGAAGUUUCCAACCUGCAGCCGGACGAGUUCUUCGGGAUCUUCGACAUGUUCCUUGCGGCAUUCUCCGAGGCCAAACAGGACAAUGAGAACAUGGCCCGACGCAAAGAGGAGGAGGAGAGACGGGCGCUCAUGGAGGCACAGGUCUUUAUCGGCUCGGAUAACUUCAGACUGAUGUUAUAAAAGAUAUUGAAAUUAAAAUGCUGACAAUAACCCGGGUACUCUUGUUCUGCAGCUGAAGAAAGACCGGGAGCAGAAGGCGAGGAAGGCCAGAGCAAAUGAAGAGGAGGGCGGAGAGUUCGAUGACCUAGUGUCUGCUCUGCGCUCUGGAGAGGUGUUUGAUAAAGAUCUGACCACAAUGAACCGCAGGAAACAGCGGAAACAUAACCUGUUUGACAGCGGCCGGGAGAGACCAGUAACUAAACUUGACCAGUAACAGGACACUGUGAAGCCUCACUGGGACUGUUAGCACUGCUGUAUAGAUGAAUACCUCAAUAACGCUGCACUAUCUUUCCUGAGAUGCCUACUGUUCAUUUUCCUCAUAUAACAUCUCAUCUGUGUUGUUAACUGGAGAGGACUCACAUCAGAAGUUAGCCAUGGCAGCAGCUUUACGAACACAAGCAAAACAGCAGAAAGAAAAUCUUCAUAUUUUCAAUAGGGAACCAAACAUGCACACUACAAUCACUGGGCACUCAUCCUUUAAUCAUUCAUUUUUAACAUGGAUGUCAAAACCUUUAACUGCCAUUAAACUUUGCAUUGCUUCGUUGUUAAUGUUUGUCUAGGACAGAUCACUGUUGAGGAAAUAUAACACUCAAACAGUCAUUACAGUGGAUUUUGCUCUGCCUGCUUUGGCUCUCAGUACUGACUGUUUUUCCUCUACACAAAACUACUGAUUUCUGAUUGGUGGAUCAUAGUCUACACCAUAGACUGUAUAUAGAAUGGAUGCCAUCUGCCUCCUUGCUGGGUGAAGCCACCAUGAGAACAGCACCCUCUGGUGACAGGAUGCAGUAUAGAUCAUAAAUCCCACCUCCUCCAGCAACCCCUAUUGAGCUGUGGACAAACUUUAGAAAUUUAUUACACAGAAUAUAAAUUUUUCUCCCCCCUGCUUGCGAUGUUGACAUGUAGUUACUGUAAGACUGCUAUGUGCUCAAGUUCUCUUUUUUCUGUUCAGCUCCAUUUUAAAAGUUAUUAGGGGGUUAAUCUUUUCUAUGAUUGACACUUGAUACAGCCCAUGGGCGUACGAAGAUUGCGAAGCUCACCCAGGGGAUACGCUGUUGAGUGUCAUCACAGCGACAUUCCCCCCCAAAUGCAUACAACACUACUGUGCAAGUAGUGGUUUCAGGAAGUGGAGAAAAUCCCGGAAAUACCAAGAGCAAUUCGGCUUCAAAUCCGUAUAAUGACUGAAGGCGGUACCAAGUUAUCCAUAGUAUAUACAGUCUAUGGUCUACACACAAAAACCAGAGCACUUCCCAGACUAAAACCCAGACCCCUGCCAACAUUUAAAAACAAAGCUCAACCACACAGACUUCACUCUGCACAUUAACAUGACUUUGUGUUUUAUUCCACAUUUAAAGAGCAGCCAACAGGACACACAGAUUUCCUUUGUAAAUUUAUCUUGCACUACGUACCUGCCUCCUCCCCCUCCACACCUGUCUGUCUGUCUGUGUGUGUGUGUGUGUGUGUGUGUGUGUGUGUGUGUGUGUGUGUGUGUGUGUUUUUCAACGUACGUGUAAAGCAUAAAGAGGACUUAUUGAUGUUUAAACCCGUUCUAACAGGCUGUUUGCACAGAAGAGAAAAACAGAAUAUUUAAGACUUUGAGUGAUUGAAAUAGUGGAGAGAUUCUGAAUGUGUUUGCUGUUUGUCUGAAUGGUACGUGUCCUGUUACAUAAAUGAAGGAUGGUAGACAUUCGAGCUGUCUGAAAGAGCACAUACAACCUUUAUCAGUGUAAAUGCGUCACCUACACUGUACACAUGUAACAACCUUCAACUUUAAAAUGUACCCUUUUGUGUAAUAUAACCACUGAGGCUCCUCAUAAAUACAUUUGGUUUUCCGUGAUUCA